AUGGAGAUCGCCAUGGGUGCUAUCGGCCCUCUCCUCCCCAAGCUCGGUGCUCUCCUCGUCGGCGAUUUCACCCUGGAGAAACGCAUGAGAAAAGGCAUUGAAUCUCUUGUGACAGAGCUCACGCUGAUGCACGCUGCCCUCCGCAAGGUGGAGAAAGUGCCACCAGAACAACUCGACGAGGGAGUUAAGAUUUGGGUAGAAAAGGUGAAGGAGUUGUCCUGUCACAUGGAGGACAUAGUUGACGCCUUCAUGGUGCGUGUGGAAGAUGGUGGCGAUCCUGCCAACCCAGAGAAUAGAGUCAAGAAGAUACUCAAGAAGGUCAAAGGAUUAUUCAAGAUUGGAAAGGAUCUCCACUGGAUCUCUGAUGCCCUCGAAGAAGCUGUUCAUCAAGCAAAGCAGUUAGCCGAGCUACGUCAAAGGUACGAGCAAGAUAUGCAAGAUACAAACGCCGGUGCUAGUGUUGACCCUCGCAUGAUGGCCAUGUACACAGAUGUGAUAGAGCUUGUCGGCAUUGAAGAAACACGAGAUGAGUUGAUCAACAUGUUGACAAAAGGUGAUGAUUGGUCAAAUCGUCCAUUGAAGAUUGUCUCUAUUGUUGGAUUUGGUGGGUCAGGCAAGACAACUCUUGCCAAAGCAACAUAUGAAAAGAUCAAAGGGCAAUUCAAUUGUUGUGCUUUUGUUUCGGUUUCUCAGAAUCCCAACAUGAAGAAAGUUUUCAAAAAUAUUCUUUAUGAACUUAACAAGAAGAAGUAUGCACAUAUUCGUAAUGAAGAAUGGGAAGAAAAGCAUCUGAUCGACGAACUCAUUGAAUUCCUUAAUGGCAAGAGGUACCUCAUCAUAAUUGAUGACAUAUGGGAUAAAGAAGUGUGGAAAUUAAUCAAGUGUACUGCUUUCUCCAAGAAGAGUCCCGGAAGCCAACUAAUCACGACAACCCGCAUCGUUAGUGUCUCCGAAGCAUGCUGCUCUUCUAUGGAUGACAUUUACAAAAUGAAACCUCUCUCUGACGAUGUAUCAAGAACUCUCUUCUAUAAAAGAGUAUUUUCUGAUGAGAAAGGGUGUUCUCAAGAAUUGGUGCAAGUAUCCAAAGACAUUUUGAAGAAAUGUGGUGGCAUACCAUUGGCUAUUAUUUCUAUAGCAAGUCUUUUAGCUAAUAAUCAUCGGGGGGAAACAAAGGAUCAAUGGUAUGCAUUGCUCAAUUCCAUUGGUCGCGGACUCAUAGAAGAUCAAAGUUUAGAGGAGAUGAAAAAGAUAUUAUUAUUCAGCUAUUAUGAUCUACCUUCAUACCUGAAACCUUGUUUAUUAUAUCUUAGCAUCUUUCCAGAAGAUCACAAGAUUAUGAGAGGCAAGCUAAUAUGGAGAUGGAUAUCAGAAGGUUUUGUUUAUAGUGCAAAACCAGAAACUAGCUUAUAUGAGCUCGGUAAUAGCUACUUCAGUGAGCUAGUAAAUAGAAGUAUGAUCCAGCUAAUAGGCACUAAUGGUGAAGAUGAAGAAAACUUAGAAGCUUGUCGUGUACAUGACAUGGUACUUGAUCUCAUAUGCACAUUGUCAGCUGAAGAAAACUUCAUCACAAUAUUGGAUGACACUGGAAGAAAAAUGCCUAACUUGAAAAGCAAGAUCCGUAGAUUGUCCAUCCACAAUAGCAACAUAGAUGUGGAUACCACUAGGAUGGCACACGUGAGAUCUUUUACCAUUUUUACAAAUAAUGUUGUUGGGAAAGUGUUGGAUAUUUCAAGUUUUCAAGUUCUUCGCGUGUUGGAUUUAGAAGGUUGCGAUGUUUCAGAUGUUGGGUAUGUGGGGAAUCUAUUGCAUUUGAGGUACUUAGGGCUAAAAGAUACUCAUGUUGAGGAACUUCCCAUGGAAAUAGGGAAGCUGCAGUUUUUAUUUACCUUGGACUUAAGAGGUACUAAGAUAAAAGAACUGUCGUCGAGUGUUAUUCUGCUAAGACGUCUGAUGUGCCUAUAUGUUGACUAUACUAUGAAGCUGCCAUCUGGUAUAGGUAACCUGACUUCCUUAGAAAUGCUAGGUCAACUAGGGGUGUCUGGCUUGGACCUUGAUGCUGUGAAAGAAUUGGGCCAUCUAACCAAGCUCAGGGUGCUGCGGGUUUUAUGUAACUGUUUGGAUGAGGCCUCGGAUAAAGCUUUGGAGGAAUCACUCGGUAAUCUGCACAAAUUGGAAAGUUUAGAGAUAGAGAUAUUUACCGAAGAUGAAUUAAUAAAUUUGUUGAGCAAAGAUUGGGUGCCCCCUCUAACACUCCGUAAGUUGGAUUUCCGGUCAGUCUAUAGUCGGUUCCGUACUCUGCCAUCAUGGAUCAAUCCUUUAUCGCUUCCUCUCCUCACCCAUCUUCGUAUCAAAUUGGAUGAAGUGCGGUGGGAAGUCAUCCAGCUUCUUGGAGCGAUGCCUGCUCUUUGUGUUCUCGAGAUAUGGGAUUAUUCUAAGGUCUGUGGGUGUGAAGAGUAUACGGUGGAAAUGCCUGCACUUUCCUCUAGUGCAUUAUUCCCAUGUGUGACAGUGUGCCGCUUCAUUGGUAUUGGUGCCGUGCCCUCUAUGUUUCCACGAGGAUCUGCGCCGAGGCUGAAACAUCUUUUGUUCGCCUUCUCAGCUGAGUGGAUCUCCCGCGAAAACUUCGAUUUGGGCAUGCGGCACCUCCCUUCCCUCCAACGAGUCGAGGUUAACAUUAUCGAUGCAGAUGCGAGUGAAGCGGAGGCUGCGCUGAGGGCCGUGGUGGAGGACCACCCCAACCAUCCAAUCCUUGCCUUUGACAUAUACUAG
Triticum dicoccoides is the source of this 2769-nucleotide messenger RNA. RefSeq names its product disease resistance protein RGA5-like. The transcript is spliced from 2 exons. The record is from RefSeq and is a predicted model, not a curated record. Bases 1 to 2769 code for a protein of 922 amino acids. Gene Ontology annotation, molecular function: ADP binding. Lineage: Eukaryota; Viridiplantae; Streptophyta; Magnoliopsida; Poales; Poaceae. Gene Ontology annotation, biological process: defense response to other organism.